Cololabis saira (Pacific saury) is the source of this 1306-nucleotide messenger RNA. Its product is annotated as zinc finger protein 775-like. Lineage: Eukaryota; Metazoa; Chordata; Actinopteri; Beloniformes; Belonidae. The record is from RefSeq and is a predicted model, not a curated record. Gene Ontology annotation, cellular component: nucleus. The coding region runs from base 75 to 956 and encodes 293 amino acids. The transcript is spliced from 2 exons.
AGGUUCCAGAUCGGCGGUGAGCUGGUUCUCUGUCCCCGUUUUAACUUCACCAGACUCCACCAGAGCCGCUGAACAUGUCUAAGAUCGACAUGCUGCGGCUGCUGAUCACGCAGCGGCUCACCGCGGCCGCGGAGGAGAUCUUCGGGGUGUUUGGGAGGACCCUGGCCGAGUACGAGGAGGAGAUCUCCCGUUCCAAGCUGGAGAUCGAGCGGCAGCGCCGGCUCCUGGACCUCGUUAGGAAACCGCAGAUCUCCCUGCAGAUCCACGAUCCAGCUGUCUCAGAGCAGCGGAAGUGGAGCAGCUCCAGUCUGGAUCUGGACAAAAACCAUUCAGGUCGGAUCAAACAGGAGGAGGAGGACGAGGAGGUUGUGGAUUUACAGCAGCAGGACGAGAUGGUUGACGCGUCCGAGCAGAACGAUGUGAACUUUGUGCUGUUCCAGAGCAGCAGGGUGAGAGAGCAGCAGGACAGCAGCUACAGAGCAGCCUCACUCCCAGAGUUCCCCAGCCAGGACCUGGAGGACCCGGAGCUGGAGCCGCCGCCGGGGACCUCGCUACACGACUCCUACUCAAACCUCAGCGAGGACGAACCCGUGGCUUCAGACAUGAGGUUGGGGGACGACCCGCUGGACUCCGUGGACCUGGACGGGCCUGAGCCGGAGGUCGUGGACUCGUACAUCUGCACCAUUUGCGGCCAAGCGUUCGCUCAGCGCAACCACUGGGUCAAACAUUUGCAGGUGCAUCGCAGCAUCGACACAAAAACGGACAAAUCUUUUGUGUGCGAUAUUUGUGGGAAGAGACUUACGCGGUUUGACGGCUACCAGAAACAUCUGCGAGUCCACACGGGGGAAAAGCCGUAUUGCUGUAAUAUUUGCGGCCGCAGAUUCAGUGACAACUCCAAUUACAAACGGCAUGUUCGUACACACACGGCACAGAACUCCCAGCUGAGCGUAGCGUGAAGCACCGAGACCCGGACGGAGAAUGUUUGCAAUGCCAGUGAUGAAUAGAAUCAUUCACAAGUUUAUAUUGUAUUAUAUUUUUAAGAAAGGCCCUCCAGCACACCACAAUGAAUAUUUUUACUAAUGUGCUGUUCUGCUUCUAAAAGGUAUUCAGGUUUUAAAUCGUAGUUGAAUAAAGUUGUCGGGUUAGGGAGGAACAAGUGAAACUUUACUUUAUGUGCUGCUGUUUGAUGAAAAGGGAAGAUUUUAAAGCAUUUUUCACUGAUGAAAGAUAGUUUCAGGACUGUCUCAGAAAAUUAGAAUAUUAUGAUUUUCUGUAAUGCAAUUACAAAAACAAAAAUGUCAUACAU